AGAAAAACAAUUCUUGAUCAAUUUAUAUAUAAAUAUUCAUUAUAUAAUUAAAGUAGAAUGAUAAUAAUUAACCAUUAACUAUGAAAUCAUUAUGUAUAUUGUGUUUACUUAUUUCAUUAGUAUUCUGUAUGGAUAAUGUAAUGGAAGAUUCUACACAACAGUUACAAGUUCAAAAGGAUCUUAGAAGACGAAGUCAACCAAAUCUUUAUCAGUGUAUGGCAUGCGUAUCCGGUGUUGAACAAGCCAAAAAUAUAAUUAUAAGUUCAUCAGCAAAUGUAUCAAUCAGUGGUAUAAUUACAAAUGUUUGCAUGGGAACUGGUCCAUUUAAUACCUCAUGUGGAAUGUUUGUGAAUGGACUUUUGUCAAAUAUCUUUUAUAUAAUCCAGGAAGUGAUACCAUAUGAUUUGUGUGCUACAUUAGAUUUUUGUGAUCACCCACCUGAGAUAUCUGUUUGUGAAUAUUGCCUUAAAUCUGGACUUUCAAUCAAAUCAAUAUUAUUGUCGGAAACUUUUGUAUCCGAGUUAUAUAAUAAUACAUUAAAUAUGUGUAAUACACAACGCAAUCAAUCACUCAUUUGUGGUCCAUUCCUACAUGAUUUGUUCUUGGCAGUAACAUUAAGCUUCAAUAAACAAUUUCUUAUACAACGCCUUUGUCAGAAUGCUGGAUUUUGUUCAAAAGUAUAACACUUUCAAUAUGGAUGAAUAACAUUUCCUAAUAUAAUCGACUAUAAUAUGAAAUACUGAUUAUUUUUCUGAUUACUAAACAAAUAUACUGUUGAAAUGUAAAC
This is a messenger RNA of Schistosoma intercalatum, 787 nucleotides long. The record is from the annotation of a GenBank genome assembly. NCBI's taxonomy places the organism in Eukaryota, Metazoa, Platyhelminthes, Trematoda, Strigeidida, Schistosomatidae.